CUUACCCAACUAGAAUUUCUGUAGUGCGUCAUCGGGAUUCAUGUUUUGAAAUUUGGUACGGUAUUGGAAGGUCCAGAAUACUUAACUAGACAUGUUCAAAUUAGUCCCGGAACAUGCUACAUCAUCCGACAUUUAGGGGAAAGGUUACUUAAGAGAUUCAAACGUGCACUGGAUGCGUAACUUGUGAGGCCUCUUCGCUCGUAAACAUGUACACAAUCUGGUUCGUGGGUCAUCGAUCUACAACGUGGUCGUACUUGGUUGUCCUUUUAGUGUUUUGCUCCAUUCUACAGCGAACAACAGCUCAGUUGCAUCUGUUUAUUACAAAGGAGGAUGCCAACACACAUCUAAAGAUGAACUUCCAGGGAAGAUUGUACCUCAUUCGCGAUGGAGAACCAACCACUAUGGUGCAGAAUCCUGGUGCAUUUUAUCGUUUUAUGUCACCGUUAGAUUCAUCGGUUUCAACGAUUCAGCUAAGCUGGUUUUCAUCUCCGCAGGUCUCACACUAUAGCAUGAACUUCAAAUCAAGUGAUCAUAGUAUCAUGCCUGAUCCUCAUGCAGCCACUCCUUUGGAAGGAAUUGUUCCACAAUCUCAAAAAGCCUUUCAGGUUUCCUUCUACUGUCCUGGUACUACUGAGGGAGAAGUUGAUAUGACAUUUUCCUUGAACUACACCAGAAUUGUUUCAGGCUCAGUGGAUACGGAGGAGAUCAAAAGUUUUAUGCUCACAGUGAGAAGACGAUGUGAAAAAACAGAUGGAAAUGACAAUUUCAUCGAACAAGUUACAUCCUCGCCAUGGUCACGCAGUAAAGUUGUGGGAAUCUGUGCAGGCUUGACGACUGUUAUUAUAUCUGUUGUUGGGCUGGUGUUACUGUUUCGUUAUUGUAUGAGACAGAGGAAGUUGAAGAUAGAGUUUGAAGAUGAUGUGGAAAUGUAUCGCAGCAGCAGCAGUUCAUCCAAGAUUUACAAAAAAGAAGAGCAACAAGAAGAAGAAGUUGAUGAAACAGUGGAUUCUUCAAAGCCAGGACUGUUUUACAGCCCACCAAGGCCUAAUUAUCAACCUCCAGGAGGAGGAGGAGGAGGGCGUGGCCGUGCUAACACAAGUGGCAGUGACUCCUCAACAACUGAUCUGAUUAUUCCCGAGGAAAGUAGUGAUAUGUGUAUUCAAAAGCAAUCAGAGGGAAGGUACAGCAGUAGAGAUGGCAGACACGGAGUAAGACAUAAACAUCGACGACAUGAACGACAGUGGAAACAUGGAAGCUUGUCUAAUACAAAAUACACUUGGAUACAAGAGAGACCUUUGUCAUCUUAUCAUGAAACAGAAUCUUUGUUGGAGAGAAGAAAUACUCCUGAUGAAGCUCAGAAUACUGGAGGACUUUUUACAGUAUUAAAUGAAUUUUGGGCAACAGAACUUGCAGAUGUUUUAAUACCAAGAGACCAAGUGUCAGUUGGAGAUCCUUUGUAUAGAGGAACAUUUGGAUGUUUGUAUAAAGGUUCUGUUCGAGGACUAAGUGAAGAGCAACCUCGCAAGAAAAUGGAAGUGUCCAUCAAAGCACUUCAAGAUGAAGCAGACAUGGACACCAUCACUUCUUUUAUGCAGGAAGCAAUGGUCAUAAAAGGCUUCAAGCAUCCAAAUGUUGUGGAACUGGUGGGUGUGGUGCUUCAACGUUCAACGCCACCUUACAUCGUAACUCCCCUAACACGAAAUGGAGACCUAGGACACUUUUUGAAGAUUUCAAGAGCAACAUCUGCAAGAGUACAGACAAUAACCUCACGCCAGCUUAUUGAGUUUGGAAUUGAGAUCUGCAAAGGAAUGGAUUAUAUCACUCAAAAAAAGAUUGUUCACAGAAAUCUUGCAGCAAAGAACUGCAUUGUCAAUGAUGAUUUGAGUAUCAAGAUCACUGACUUCAGUUUGGCCAGAGAUGUGAACACAACAAACUUGAAUGACAAGGGAAUACGGUCCAGAUUACUUGUCAAAUGGACAGCACUUGAGGGUUUAGCAGAGGAGGGUCAAUUUUCAGAAAAAAGUGAUGUGUGGUCAUUUGGAGUUGUUUUAUGGGAGAUUGUAACUCUUGCUAAGGCACCGUAUCAAGCUAUUGACAGUUCAAAAAUGGAGCAGCAUCUGCAAGCUGGACAUAGAUUACCACAACCUAAUAACUGUCCGUAUGACUUAUAUUUCUUAAUGAAAAACUGCUGGGAAUCCAGUCCAAAAGCAAGACCAACAUUUAGUCUGUUAUUAAAGCAAUUGGAACACUACUCCACAAGGCUGGUGCAAAAUGGACUCAAGUUUGAAUAUCUACCAGAGUCUGACUGUUGAUGAAGGGAAAUUUCUUGCUUUUCUGGGCUUAUUAUUACCGUUUAAAUAUAUAAUUUUUGUACUUGUGGCUGUAUCAUAGGAAAAAAAUAAUUUUUGUACAUUGUAUAGGUUUAUCAAAUUAUAGCCAUUUAAAAUUCAAGUAGCCUUAUUUCAGGUAUGUUUGAAGCAUGGCAGUUAAAAAAUUCAUCGGUUGUUACAUUAAAGGUGGCUGUUUGGGUGGGUCAGUUUUUUAAAAAUAUUAAGCCACUAUUUAAUGAAACUGAAGGCAAAGUUUUGCUUUUGAAAACACAGACAUGUGGGAAGACUUCCAUUUUACAAAAUUGUAGGUUAUGGGUCAGUAUUUUUGUAGGAUUUUUUCAGUGUUGCUUGUAGCACUUUUCUUUUCCAAUGUUGUGUUUCACAUGUCAAUUAUUAAAUCAUAUGGUAAAAUGAAAACUCAUAUUUCAUUGGGAAGUUUUUGUUUCUGAAGGAAGCCCCUGUGCACAGGAGUGUAAUCUUCUGGAGAUAGAUCACAAUUUUUGAUUGUGAAGCUGUUCUUCAAAUUAACAUGCUGUAUUUUUCAUAGUGAUUUACCAUUGUUUUGCUGCUAUAAAAUUCUAUGCCUUUUUUUUUCUCUUGUGCUGUCUGGUAACAUUGUUAAGUUUCCCCAGUUACAUUUUACUGUUGCAGUAUAACUGUGAUUGGUGGCAUUCGUUGUUUGGUUUCAAAGUUCACAUGUAAGUCAUUUUGUAAAUACAGUAUCCAUUGUUCCAUUUCCAAUUUUUCAGGGACAUGUUUUAUAUUCUAGUUAUGCUUUGUUCAUCUUGUUUGUUGAAAAUCAACAUUUGAGUAGGUAUCAUAAAGUUUUACCCCUUAUUUGCUUUAUCAGGCCAUUCAUUAGAAAACUCUGUUUGUUGUUUGGUAAAUCAUAUUUGGGUUAAUAGUAUCAAAACAAGUUUUAACUUUGUCCACAGCAUGUCAUCAAACUUAUUGCCUUCAGACCCUAAAGAGCUUAUAUUAUUAAUUAGCUAACCUACAAAAUUAAAUAACUAUAAAUUGUUAUUUACUUAGUAAAAAGGGAGUAUUUUUCUACUAAGUUUCCAAAAAAACUCCAAUAUUAACUUUUUUUAAAACAUCAUAUUUGCUCACCAAUCUUAACUUUGGUGGGUGUUGAAUGUUUUUCAAAAAGAGUAGCGCAAGUCCCCCUACCAGAUUUGGACAAUUGAAGGGCAACAUAAAAUUUUUUGCAAAUAAGCUCAGUGUUUAUGGUUUUGGAAAAUGUAAGUUAUGUUUUCCAAGCCUUUUUCUGAGACAUAUUGUUAGAAAAUUCUGUUACAGGCUAUUUUGUACAUUUAACAAAGUAAAAUUUUCAAAACAGUUUGUUUUGCAACAUUGUUUAUGGAGAUGUUGGGAUUGGAUCAUAUUUGCGAAUUAGCAGUAGAAAGCUACUGCAAAUGUUAAUCUGUGUAUGGAGCUUACUAGAAUUGUAGUUUUCAAAUUUGUUCUUUUGGUUCACGUUCAGAUUUGUACAGUGUAAUUAGUUUUUUUUGACGGGAUGUUAGUAAUACAACGUCUCAAAAGUAUAACAGAACGAGCGCAUUUUUCUUUAGCGUAUUGCAUAAUGUAUGGCUUCUCUUUAUAACUUAAUCUCAUAACACGGUUGUUAAUAGUGGUUGGUUAAUUUUUAAUGCAGUAAAGUGUUGUGGAAAAACGUUGUUUCGGAGCCAAAGUUGAGCCGCUUGCUUAAAACAUACCUUAGCAUGAAGAUAUGUAGAUACAGUAUUAAUAAAAUGUUUUGUAAAGAAAUAAACACAUAUCACGUUAAAAGUAAUAGCCAAAAAUAUAUAUGAUGUAAAUAGUGAUUUUAAGGUAACUGUGUCUUUGAAUGGUGGAUCCUUCUGGCAAUAAACAUGUAAUUUAG
This is a messenger RNA of Pocillopora verrucosa, 4212 nucleotides long. RefSeq names its product tyrosine-protein kinase RYK-like. Gene Ontology annotation, cellular component: plasma membrane; signaling receptor complex. Gene Ontology annotation, biological process: multicellular organism development; cell surface receptor protein tyrosine kinase signaling pathway; positive regulation of kinase activity. The record is from RefSeq and is a predicted model, not a curated record. Gene Ontology annotation, molecular function: transmembrane receptor protein tyrosine kinase activity; ATP binding. Lineage: Eukaryota; Metazoa; Cnidaria; Anthozoa; Scleractinia; Pocilloporidae.